AUGAAUGCUGUAUUACAAGGAUUGUUUCAUGUUGAGGCCUUCAAAGCUCUGUUAAAUAUCGUGCCAGAAUCAUCACAAGGCACCAUCCUCAGCGCUUUAAAAGCACUUCGGAAAAAUUACCAAAAAGCAACCAAUGCAAAGAAGCGGUGUUUGCUGGAAAAUGUUUUUAAAUUUCUUGACGACGAGCGAUUUGAAAUGAGUGAACAGGAGGCAGCGUAUUCGAUUUUUGAUUUGCAAAAAAAAAAAAUUCAAACUAUGAUUUUUCGCAUGCUAGGUUUCGGUGAAGCCGAAGAAGAGGAGGGUAAUAUUUCUGGUAAUAGUCAGCAGUACUUGAGUUUAAAAGAGUGUAUUGCAGGAUGCACAGGAGUUUUUAACCAUUAUACUGGAUAA
This is a messenger RNA of Loa loa (African eye worm), 390 nucleotides long. RefSeq lists its product as hypothetical. Lineage: Eukaryota; Metazoa; Nematoda; Chromadorea; Rhabditida; Onchocercidae. The transcript has 2 exons. The record is from RefSeq and is a predicted model, not a curated record. Bases 1 to 390 code for a protein of 129 amino acids.